GUGAGGGCAGGUUUCAUCUGCGAGUCUGCCCCCGGCAAGUAUAUCUGGCCGCCCUACGGCCCUUCGGCUAGAAACAAUCAGCAUCACAUUUGAAUUACCUACCUGUCAUAGAGUAAUCACCCAUCCCAGUACACGGCAGGUCUGAGAGAGUCUCUGCUAAUCAUGUGCCAUAUCAGAGAAACCAUCGAAGUCCUUCCGGGGGGGAUUAGGCGCAUCGAGCGCAACGUGAAGCGCUGUCCCCGAGGCUGGAUCAGACUCUGCCGCAAAGAAACGCGGACCAGUAUCGAACGAGACUGCCGCGAGGUGCCAGGAAACACGAAUAUGAGGGGCCUAGACGACCCGCACGGUAUGCCGAGGCCACUCACCCGCAGACGUAGUGGAAGCUUCAAAUUUCGGUUUCCCUUUCUCCGACGGCAGCCGGACUCGUCGGACGAUGAACUGAGGCGGCCGCUGCCACCCCAGCGGCCGCGCGGCCGGCCCUGGCAACGCACGCCCGUCGUGGUCGACCCUCCCCGUCGCCCUGAGCCCCAGCUGGUGUCGCCCAUGCGACCCAAGACUUCGUACAGAUCGACGCCCUCGCGAUCACCACCGGCGAUUCACUUUGCCGCUCCACGUCCAGGGGCGCGAGCUCUGCGCGAGGAACGCCUGCCUCGAGGGCGGCCUCGACCCGCCACACCGUCACCAAUCUUCGUCACUCAACCCAGACGACCCACAUCUCCAAUCACGAUGGAUCCAGAAGUGGUACAUCGCCCGAGACCUUCGCAGAAGAAUCGUCUGACGCGUGCCAUUAAACAGGUAUUCCGGCCUCGUUCUCGCUCUCAACCCGCCCGACCGACAGUGGAGUUGGAGAUCCGCCAACCCCGGUUUCAAGCCGCCCGGGUGAUUUCACCCGUUCCACCCAUCCCCCCGCGACGGACCCGGCCCCCGCGCCCGCGCUCCCCCGUGGCGGAGCGGGAGCCCAUCCGCAAGACGCGCUCCACGCCAGGGAUGCCGCGACUCCGGACUGCUUCUCCGCCCCAGAGCAGUCGAAGCAUGACCCCGACGCGCCAUGUCCACUUCGCUGAGAAUCUGGAGCAGCUCCCGCCCAGCUCGAGCGAGAAUAGCCCGGUGGAGGACACGACGACAGGCAGUUCCGGCGAGGACAGCCCCACGCGCCCGACCACGACGCGCCCCCCACCCAGCAGGAUCCCCAUCCGCCCGAUGAACCGCCGCAGUCGCUCCUUGGACACCCACGCCAGCCGUGGGCGCAUGACAUCCAGAGAUCCGGUCCAUCCUCGUACGGCCUCGCCUUAUCCCACGCGUCUGGACUCACGGGCUCGACCCACGCCAUCGGCGCCCCGAUCGCACACGCUGCAACAGGCACGACCGCGCAUUAUUCAGAAGGGGAGGCGGGAUCUGAGGGAGCGAGGGUCCCGGGUAUUGGAGAGCUCGUUUGCGCGUCGGAGCGACGAGGCUGUCAGGAGUCCGCGCAUGGUGCAGCGACGGGCCCGACCGCGCACGCGCGCUUCGAUGACGGAUUGUUGGCCGAUGUUUCCGGGCGAUGAGCGGAUUGCGGACGAGGACGAUCGGAGUGGAGGGUCGAGGUUGGGACGAUGGCGGUAGUUGGCUUGGAUGUUGGCUUUGCAGGUGUUGGUGUUUUGUGGGACGUUUUCAUAUGUCUUUCGGUCUUUCGUUCGGUCAUCUGUGUUGUGGUUUUCCUAUGUUUGAAGUGUUGGAAGGAAUUCGGAGGAAAGGCCGACCCCGCAUGUGACCCCGCACGUGAUGGGGUUACCUCGGCAGCGGCUCAGC
This is a messenger RNA of Aspergillus fijiensis CBS 313.89, 1788 nucleotides long. RefSeq names its product putative RNA binding protein. Bases 163 to 1602 code for a protein of 479 amino acids. The record is from RefSeq and is a predicted model, not a curated record. Lineage: Eukaryota; Fungi; Ascomycota; Eurotiomycetes; Eurotiales; Aspergillaceae. The transcript has 2 exons.